Linum tenue is the source of this 819-nucleotide messenger RNA. The record is from the annotation of a GenBank genome assembly. NCBI's taxonomy places the organism in Eukaryota, Viridiplantae, Streptophyta, Magnoliopsida, Malpighiales, Linaceae.
AUGGCUUCUGCUUGCCAUGUUCGAUCCAUCAGCUUGCCAUCAAGGCCUCACCAGUCUACACUAGACGUUGAUAUUCAGUUGGAGAGGCUGAGAUCCUCUCAGUCAACAUCUUCACCAUCUAAUUUGAGUGGCCUCAAGGAUUUGUACGAAUCAAUCGACGAUUUCCUUCAACUGCAAGCAACCCAGAAAGCCAUCUCUGAUGAUAACUCAAUGGAUAAGUCCCUCGACCGAUCCCUCAGGUUGUUCGAUGUCUGUGCUGCGACCAGAGACAUUUUCUCGCAAAUGAAGGAGAUCCUGAAAGAGCUUCAAUCAUCACUCAGAAGGAAGACAGGAAGUGAAUCAGUUGAAGCUUAUAUGGCUGCCAAGAAGCUGCUGAGCAAAGAAAUGUGCAAGUGUUUGAGAAAUCUAAAGUGUUCACAGAGGAACUGCAGCAGCUACCAGGAGAAAGAUUCCAGCAUUGUGGUUGGAACUCUUAGACAGGCUGAAGAGGCAUGCCUUGAGAUCUUCGAGUCUCUCUUGGCGAUAAUUUCCUGCUCGAACCCAAAGACCAAGAGAUGGUCUUUGGUCUCGAAACUGUUGCAGUCCAAGAGGAUUUCCUCCUGCGAAGGGGAAAGCAAUGGGAUUAAUGAAGUUGUGAAGAUGGAAAGGGAACUUAUGGCUUCGAGGUCUAGCAAAGAGAUGAGCUGUGGGGAGUUGAAGAAUUUGUUAAAGAGUUUGGAGGGAAUUGAGUUGACCAUUCAAGAAGUUGAAGAGUUGGGUUGUGUUUAUAAGCUGUUGGUGAAAACCAGAGUUUCCAUUCUUAACAUCCUCAGCCGAUGA